Zymoseptoria tritici IPO323 is the source of this 2493-nucleotide messenger RNA. RefSeq lists its product as uncharacterized. The record is from RefSeq and is a predicted model, not a curated record. The transcript has 5 exons. Lineage: Eukaryota; Fungi; Ascomycota; Dothideomycetes; Mycosphaerellales; Mycosphaerellaceae. The coding region runs from base 1 to 2493 and encodes 830 amino acids.
AUGGCGGACGAUGCUCUGAGCUGCUUUCAAUCUCUACUGGACACCGUGCCGACAUGGCUCGCAGAAUUGCAAGAGAUAUUGAAGGGCGCGGCGGAGAAGCAAGAGGAGAUACUGUUUGCCAAUAAGCCGUCGGAUGCUGGCGUCACUGCGAAGUGCACACCCUCCAAGACAUCGUCUUUGAAGUCGAGGAGAUCUACAGAUGCUGUGGAGGACAACACAGCAGUCACUUCGAAUCCUAUCCGACCGGCUCUGCGGCACCUGACACAAUCAGACGCCCUACGCUUAUCGCAACGGAAACGAAAGACGGCUUCCAUCAUCUCUGGCGAGUCCGGCCCUUCACGAUUCCGCACGAAAUACGCUGCUGUCGUUUACUACGACGGCGACACACAAAAACGCUUCGAGACAUUGGUACGGGCAAUCGGCAGCUCUCGAAAUGCGAUCCGAAAGGGCAAAAUGAGCGCCAAGGUCGACGGUCUAUCACGGUCCUCGUCCACGUGCAGUGAAUCAAGCAAGAGCGACGAAGAAGACCUCAGCACUCCUUUGGGCAAGACGGGUUACAGACCCAGUCGACCGUCCGGUUUCCCUGCUUUCAGUCGCAUCACCAACGACACGCAGGCUUUCGACCAAGUCGACGGAAGAUUGGAGAAGGCACAGGCUUCGUGCGAACGGGCUGCUCAUCAGGUGUUGAGGGAGGGCGAUUGUACGCCGGAGGUAUCUCAAGCGAGAGAUCACUUCACCGAAGCUUUGCGUAUGGCUAAGGAGGAAAUUCCCGCGCUGGAAAGGAAGGCGAAGAAGUCGGCUGAGAGGCGACGUCGGAGCGAGGAACGGAGGAGGGUGGAGGAAGAGGUGGAGGAGCAGAAGAGGGCAAAUGAUCUGGCGGUGAAGAGGAUUGUUGAGGCGAGUUCGGGGAAUCAAACUGCACCUGCACCUACUCUGGCACCGGAACCGGCUCUGAUCUCUGCCCGCUUUGCGAACGACGAGGUGCAGCUCGAAGUGGACGAUCUGGAAGUGGACUCGGACUCGGAAGGCUCGGAUGGGGAGGAGUUCAAUAUCACCAGUCUGCCGUCUUUUGGAAAGUUCUCUGCGAUGCGGAAUGCGAGGCUGGGAUCUCCUGUUCCGUCUUUCACUGAUGUCGCGGCGGUUCACCCGUCACGGCGUGAUUUGGAGCAGUACCCUACGUUCGUGGGACAUCACAGCGGCGUCGCCUGUCCACUUCACUUCCUCUCCGUCGUUUCCGUCUCACUGCCCACAACCAUCACCAUGGCUCGCUCGAAAGCACUCAAGCCAUCACAAAUCACCGUCGAGAUCUCCUCCGAUGAAGAGGAACCACGGCUUCGCGGUCCACUUCGUGGCCUGAACCCACAGAAGAACAUGCUGCCUCCUGCGGCAACGCCAGCGUCUACUAUCGAGACGCCACAGAGCGAUGCUGGUGGCGAGAAACAUCUCACACGCGGAAGCAGACACGGUCGAUCAGACGUCAGCUAUAACAUGAAGUAUCACCCUAUGGACGUUGUCACACGACCCAACUCCAAGGCUGUCCGAGAGAGGUCUGGAUCCGCACUCGCCCGCGAUGACGAUGACGAUGAAGAGAGCGAUCUCUCCUUGCCCGGCGAAACGGACGAAGAGGAGGAAGAAUCAUCGUCAUCCGAUGAUGAACAGUGCCACCCCCAGGACUAUUGCAUCGAUGGGUACAAGCACAAAGCUAUCUUACCGACUCCAGCGGAUGAUGAGGAUGAUCGGCCCCGACCUUCACAGAAGCGCAAGCGUGCACAGUCUCCCGUCGAAGUGUACUCGGACGAUGAUGCCGAAGUCGAUGAAAGCAUUCCAGCUCGUGGUCCACCUCGAAAGGCUCUCAAGAGCAUUCAGAAUAACAACCAGCGCUCAAAGGGCAAGAAGAAGCACCGUGCGACCAAGUCGACCGUCAUGAACGAGAGCGACCAUGAGGAGAGUCACAAGUCAGCCGGAGAUGGACAUGUCGAUUUGAUGACAUUGAUCGGUGAUGUACUAUCAGAGAAUUCGGCUGAUGGCGGCCAGCCUGAGGACACAUUGCAGAAAAUCCCGGCGUGGAUCGAGGACAAGUUUGCGUUUGAGCACAGAGAGGACCCGAACGCUACGCUCACUAAAGACAUGGCCAAGAACAUGUUGCUGGAUUAUGCUCAGUCUCACUAUGGAGUGCCGAUCAUCAUUAGGAAGCCGUACCUCAACCAGACGUGUGGACCACAGCGGGACGAGAGCACUACCUCCUCAAGAACCAUUGCUGAAGACUCUGCGAAGGAGACGCCGGCCGGUACGCUGGUAGAAGGAAGUAAGCCGGAAGCACCGCCGCCAGCCUCGACAGAUAACCAUGACGUGGAACAUGCUUCGCAAUUUGAAGAGCAGAUGGCCAUUACGGAUCUGCCUCCGUCGUCGUGGUCUUCACUCCGUCCGGCCGAGAGCGAUCCAGAUCUCCUGUCGACUGCAGAGCCUUCUCCUCAACAAAGCAGCGAGCUGUAG